AUGGAAAAUCAAACCACAGUGACUGAAUUUAUUCUCCUGGGACUUUCCAGUGACCAACAGAUGCAGAUUUUCCUCUUCCUGGUGUUUUUAGUUAUUUACCUGGUUACUUUGGUUGGGAACAUACUGAUCAUGGUGGUUAUAAGAGCUGAUUCUCACCUUCAUACCCCCAUGUACUUCUUCCUCUUCCAUUUAUCCUUUACUGAUAUCUGCUAUUCCUCAGUCACAGUGCCUAAAAUGCUGAUGAACUUCCUAGCAGAGCACAAAACUAUUUCUGUCAGUGGCUGCAUUGCCCAGAUGUUCUUCAUCAUCCUCUCAGGUUCUGCAGAACUUUUCAUUCUCUCAGCUAUGGCAUAUGACCGCUAUGCUGCCAUCUGUGACCCAUUGCAUUACAUGGAGAUAAUGAGGAAAGGGAUCUGUGUUCAGCUGGUGAGUGGUGCAUGGACCAUCGGAUUCUUCUAUGCCCUGCUUAACACCAUUUUUGCCCUCAGGUUGCAUUUCUGUGGGCCCAAUCAAAUCCGCCAUUUCAACUGUGAGCUCCCUCGUCUAUUACAACUGUCCUGCACUGAGACCCUCACCAAUCAAGUGGUGCUUCUCACUUCCGCUGUGAUAUUUGGAUCAAGCUCCUUCCUCUUCACCCUGAUCUCCUACGUUCAUGUUAUUGCCACCAUCCUGAGAAUACCCUCUGCAGAGGGCAGGCGAAAAACCUUCUCCACUUGCAGCUCCCACCUGAUUGUGGUUGGCUUAUUGUACGUGACAGGUUUUUUCCAGUACACAAAACCCAGCUCAGUCUCCUCUGUGCUUCUGGAUGAAAUGGUCUCCGUCCAGUACAGCAUCUUGACCCCUAUGUUAAACCCCAUCAUCUACAGCCUGAAAAACAAGGAGGUGAAAACAGCUUUAGGGAAAAUAUUGGGGAAAUUCUGGUUUCCCAAGUAG
Messenger RNA from Trachemys scripta elegans, 933 nucleotides. Its product is annotated as olfactory receptor 5A1-like. The record is from RefSeq and is a predicted model, not a curated record. The transcript has a single exon. Bases 1 to 933 code for a protein of 310 amino acids. Gene Ontology annotation, molecular function: G protein-coupled receptor activity; olfactory receptor activity. Gene Ontology annotation, cellular component: membrane. NCBI's taxonomy places the organism in Eukaryota, Metazoa, Chordata, Testudines, Emydidae. Gene Ontology annotation, biological process: G protein-coupled receptor signaling pathway.